This is a messenger RNA of Rosa chinensis, 872 nucleotides long. RefSeq names its product succinate dehydrogenase assembly factor 2, mitochondrial. The coding region runs from base 104 to 640 and encodes 178 amino acids. The transcript is spliced from 5 exons. Lineage: Eukaryota; Viridiplantae; Streptophyta; Magnoliopsida; Rosales; Rosaceae. Gene Ontology annotation, cellular component: mitochondrion. The record is from RefSeq and is a predicted model, not a curated record. Gene Ontology annotation, biological process: protein-FAD linkage; mitochondrial electron transport, succinate to ubiquinone; tricarboxylic acid cycle.
UUGUUGGUCAUUAAACCCACCAUACAUAUAUUUUCUCCCUUCCUUUUCUAGGCUUUCGUCCGACACUGGCUUUUAACCCAUCAAAACUAAUCGAACAAACAAAAUGGCAAGCUUGAGAAGAGGUUUGAUCACAGCCCACCGAGCUCUCAAAUCCAGCAACUCCAUCUCACCCACUCAGACCCUUCUCAGGCCUCGAUAUUGUAGUGGCUUAGUUCAGCGCUCUUAUUCUACUGAUAACACCAGCAAUCUACAUAUCGACCUCUCUAAUGAAGAGAGCAAACGGCGGUUAUGUAAUAGGUUAUUGUACAGGAGCAAACAGAGAGGGUUCUUGGAAUUGGAUUUGGUUCUGGGUAAAUGGGUGGAGGAUCAUAUUCAUUCCAUGGAUGAAAAUGGAAUUAAAUCUCUUGUGGAUGUUCUUGACCUGGAAAAUCCUGAUCUAUGGAAGUGGUUAAGUGGCCAGGAGCAACCACCUGAGGCACUCACAACUAAUCCGGUUUUCACUGCAGUGCGCAGCAAGGUUACAAACAACCUGGACAGCUAUGCUGCUCCUGAGACACGAGCCGCACCCGGGAACCCAUGGGUUAGAGGAUGGGAUGAUAUAAAGAAAUAUCAGGGCGGUCCCAUAACUGGGAACCAGUAGUUCUGUCAUUUCUUGUACAAGUUAAAUUUCAUACGGUGUGUUCAUUUGUGACGACUUAGGGAAGAAAAAUACUUAUUGGAAUUAGCCAUGCCUAGUCUUUACUAAUAAAACCAAGAGGUAUGGCAGGCAUUAUCUCCCUUGGUUCUUAUUUUCUGGUGUAGCCCUUGUUUCUCAUUUUGUCAAGACCCCUAUGUUAUAAACUUAUAAACAAUACUCUCUCUCAGUUUGUGUC